ACAGGGAGUACCUGAAGGUGUUUGACAACGUGCCGUUUAUGCCCGGUGCUGAGCGCCUUGUGCGGCACCUACACCGACACGGCAUACCCAUAGCCAUCGCCACGAGUAGUAAAAAGCAUACGUUUGAUAUGAAAACCAAGGACUUGAAGGAUGUGUUCAAACUGUUUCACCACAUAUUGAUCUGUUCGGACGACCCCGAGAUUACCAGAGGAAAGCCCGACCCCCAGUCCUAUCAGGUAUGUGUGGCUCGGUUUGACUUGAAACCCAAAUCCAUGUCCAAUGUGUUGGUCUUCGAGGACGCACCGGCCGGCGUGAGGGCCGGCAUAUCGGCGGGCUGUCAGGUGGUGUGGGUGCCGGCCAAGGAUCUGUCCCUGGAUUUGGCUAAACCUACGAUUACAUUGAACUCAUUGCUUGAAUUCAAACCCGAAUUGUUUGGUUUACCCGCGUUUGACACAUAAUGUUAGCUAUUGUUAUGUAUUAGGCGUUAAUUAUAUAGAGAUAUGAAAAGUAUAUUAUUUUCUCAUAUUAUGC
Molecule: messenger RNA, 531 nt
Organism: Oppiella nova
Lineage: Eukaryota; Metazoa; Arthropoda; Arachnida; Sarcoptiformes; Oppiidae
Source: the annotation of a GenBank genome assembly